Fraxinus pennsylvanica is the source of this 9123-nucleotide messenger RNA. The record is from the annotation of a GenBank genome assembly. Lineage: Eukaryota; Viridiplantae; Streptophyta; Magnoliopsida; Lamiales; Oleaceae.
AUGUUGAGGGAUUUCAAAUCUUUGCGCCGAAAUUCCGGCAAGAAUCCCAACGCAGAGGAAAUCGAGAAUGUCCCCAUAAAUCCCAGGGACUCUCUGGGUCCUCAGAUUAUCAAGGAUUCUCCUAGGCCCCCUCUAUAUGCAAUUCAAGAACCAAUCCAGAAUUCUAAAGGUGGUAUAGAUCAAAAAUUGAGUGUUGUUAAGGUUAAUAAAACUGAUAGAACCCCCAAUAAGCCAAAGUCUAAGAAGUCAGAUUCAACAAUGCUGCAUUCCACUCCAGACAAACAAGGGCCCGUGUCAAAAAAUCACUUUGGUUGGGCCCAGAAGAGUGACUAUUAUUCGAGUUCUAGUGCCGUUGAGUUGAGGGAGGAGGGAAGGGCGGUGGAGAAUAUGAAUACCCCACGGUCUACUAGGAUGGUGGGAAGGGCCACUUCAAGUUAUUCAGAGUGUAAUUCGACUCAAAGCACGCCCACUAAGAGUGUAAGCAAGCCUCCAAAUCAUGGCCUCUGUCUAGCCAGUGGUUCUAGGCCUCUGGCCAGUGGGGCUGCUAGGAUGGCCAACUUUGCCGCACUAUCUAAAGGGAUUCCAAGUUCUUGUAAUUCUGCCACUGUUGUUAAUACGAUAGAGGUGCCCCAUUUUGAACUCAAGGAAGAUCCAUCUUUCUGGAUGGAACACAAUGUCCAAGUGUUGAUACGAGUGCGUCCUCUCAAUAACAUGGAGAAAGGUACAUAUGGUUACAGUAGAUGCUUGAAGCAGGAGAGUGCACAAUGCAUCACCUGGAUAGGGCAGCCCGAGACCCCAUUUAUGUUUGAUCAUGUAGCAUGUGAAAAUAUAGACCAGGAGACACUUUUUAGAAUGGUUGGCUUGCCCAUGGUGGAGAAUUGCUUGUCAGGGUAUAAUAGCUGUAUGUUUGCAUAUGGACAGACAGGUAGUGGGAAGACUUACACAAUGCUUGGUGGGAUUGAAGAGCUAGAAGGCACUCCUAGUCCAAAUCGUGGAAUGACCCCGCGCAUAUUCGAAUUCUUGUUUGCAAGAAUUAGAGCUGAGGAGGAAAUACGAAGAGAUGAACGGCUAAAAUACAAUUGCAAAUGUUCUUUCCUGGAGAUCUAUAAUGAACAAAUAACUGAUCUUCUUGAUCCUUCUUCUACAAAUUUGAUGUUACGCGAGGACAUCAAAAAGGGCGUUUAUGUUGAAAAUCUAUCCGAAUUCGAGGUCCAAACUGUAGGCGACAUUCUUCAGCUUCUGAGUCAGGGUUCUGCAAAUAGGAAAGUUGCCACGACAAAUAUGAACAGAGAAAGCAGUCGCUCCCAUAGUGUUUUUACAUGUGUGAUUGAGAGUAGAUGGGAAAAGGAUUCGACUUCGAACUUUCGAUUUGCUCGGCUGAACCUUGUUGACCUUGCCGGUUCUGAAAGGCAAAAGACUUCUGGUGCCGAGGGCGAGCGUCUAAAGGAAGCUGCAAGCAUCAAUAAAUCACUAUCAACGCUAGGUCAUGUAAUAAUGGUCCUAGUGGAUGUAGCACAUGGGAGACCAAGGCAUGUUCCUUAUAGAGAUUCAAGGCUGACAUUUCUUCUUCAGGAUUCUUUGGGUGGAAAUUCAAAAACAAUGAUGAUAGCCAACGUCAGCCCAUCUAUCUGCUGUGCAGCAGAAACACUGAACACUUUAAAGUUUGCUCAACGAGCAAAACUUAUUCAGAAUAAUGCUGUCAUCAAUGAAGAUUCAUCAAAAGAUGUUGUUGCUCUGCAACAUCAAAUACGUUUGCUAAAGGAAGAGCUUUCUGUUCUCAAACAUGAAAAGGUUUCUCGAUCAUUAUUCUUUGGUCCAGCAAUAAACAGAGAUGCAAGGAACAAGGAUGAAGAUGGUUGUAGUGAAAGGACACCUGAUGAACCGGAUCACCAGGGUAAUUUACUUGGAAAAGCAUCUAAAGUUGUUCUCAGAAUGUCAAGUAAACAGUUAAAAUCACUGGAAGCUACACUUGCUGGUGCACUAAGGAGAGAACAGAUGGCAGAUACUUCUAUUAAACGGCUUGAAGCUGAAAUCGAGCACUUGAACCGUCUGGUUAGUCAAAGAGAAGAGGACACCAGGUGCACAAAAAUGAUGUUGAAAUUUAGAGAAGACAAAAUUCAAAGAAUGGAAUCUCUUCUUGGUGGCUUGACAUCAGCAGAUGCUUAUUUGCUGGAAGAGAACAGGGAUUUUUCAGAAGAAAUCCAGCUGCUGCGUGCAAGAGUUGAUAGGAAUCCGGAAGUGACUCGCUUUGCCCUUGAAAAUAUUAGGCUUUUAGAGCAAGUUAGACGAUUUCAAGACUUCUAUGAAGAAGGGGAGAGAGAGAUGUUAUUGGCUGAAGUAUCUGAACUGCGGAAUCAGCUAAUUCUCUUCCUUGAUGGAAAUUCGAAGCAGCAAAGCCAUCAAGGCACAAAUAUAGCUUCUCAUGUUGCUGUUCAUACCAAUGAGGAAAACAAUUCACUCCAUGAGGAGUUGAAGAGGACUAUGAGUGAAUUAGAGGAAACCCGGAGUAGGCUAAACUGUACUUUAGAAAACAAUGCAAAGCUCAGAGGGGAGAUUGACAAGUUAAAUACAUCAUUGAAUACCAUUGGAUCUGCAACUCAUGAGCAUGACUCCAGACCUGAAUUCAUGAAGGAAUCAAUAAAGGAAGUUUCAAUUUUCAACGAGCAGAUAAUAUUGGCCAAGGAGCAAGAGAAAGGCCAAACUAGGUACGGAAAUUUUAUGACGCACAAAGAAGACAUUGUGGGUUUGCAACUAGAGUUGGACAUUUUGAAAAUUAUUCUUAAAGAAGAGAAGUCAAACUCUUUUAAAGCAGAGGAAAUGGCACAAUCUUUGAACAGAGAACUUCAGUCGUCAAAGGAAAUUAUUAUGUCUAUUACUCAAAAUUGUGAAGACGUCCAAGAAGAACUCAAGAAAGCAAAAUUUCUUAUUGAAGUUCUUGAGUCUCAGCAAUUUCUAAUGAUGAAUGAGAUAGAGGAGCUCCGUAACUCUGACAGCAACUAUGCUGAAAUAUUGCAUAAACAUAAGCUUGAAAUCUCUUCUUUAAAGGAGCAUAUUCAUGCUCAAGAGUUUAGAGAUAUUUCAUCCUUUAAUCUAUCCGAAAGUAAUGAUUCUCCUAUAGAAGCAAAGUUGAAGAAAAUGCACGAUUCUCUUGAAAAGGCCAAGAGAUUGAAUCAGUGGUAUCAAAGUGAUCAUUCGUUUCAAGCAUCUAAAGAAGAAGAAAGGGAUGAAGUCAGCAAGCAGGUCGAGGCAGAAACUGCUGAGGUGAUUAUUUGCUUGCAAGAAGAACUUGCUGUUCUUCAACAGGAAGUCCAAGAUAGUAGCUUGAAAGAGAUGGAUACCAGGGAGAAGUUGGUUCUAUUUCAAGCUGAGAUGAAAGAUCUGGAGGAGAAUUUAUGUGCGACGACUCAAGAGAACACAAGAUUAGCUCAAAUGCUAGAACACAAAGAAAAUCAAUUAAGAAACAUGUCAGAAGAAUGGGAACGAUUGACCAAUGAGAUUGAAGGUGCUCUUACUGGCGGGCAUGAGUCUCUCAAAGACAUCUCUGACCAGCUUGAUGAUAUUUCCAGUUCAUUCCCUCAGAAAAGAAAUUUGAUCUCUGAACAAAUUGGGAGGAUGAAAACUUAUUUUCUUGAAAAAGAAGUAUUAAUUGAAGAGCUCAAUCAAUGCUUAAAAGAUGCGAUGAAUAAGAGAAACGAUAUGGAAUGCAUGCUAAGGUCAUUGAGAGGGGCAGCAUUGGUAAUGACUGAGACGCACCAGCAAGAAUGCAGUGAAAAGGACAAAGAGAUUCUCCUUUUAACAUCCAAAUUAAAUGCCAAGACUUCUGUUAUUGAAGAGCUGGAGAGCAAAAUCAAACAUGGAGAGGAUCAACUUAGAAAUGCAUCAUGCUGUGCAACAGCCGCUUUUGUGAUUAUGAACCGGUUGUUUGAGUUAAAUUCUAACCAUGUGAAUGCUUUAAAUAAUAAGGACAUGCAGCUUAGACAAGCUGCAGAAGUGAUUAUUCAAAAAGACGCCAUUAUCCACAAUCAGUCAUCAAGAACUGAUGAGGCAGAAGAACAGAAUGAGAUCCUCAGAUUGGAAAUGAAAUCAUUAGAAGAAUGCUCUGCCAGACUAAAACUGCAGCUAUCCGAGGAACAGAUACAUGCUAAGGCUCUUUGGAGGAAACUUGAAGAAACUGAAGAAAAUAACAUCUUGGAAGCCAUGGAAAAACUCAGGCAGAUAAAAUCUGGAGUUUCAACACUGAAAUUAUGCAUGAAUGGGUAUCUGGAGCAGAUUGGAGGUUCUGGUGAAGAUAAUGCUUUAGAAAGUUCAUAUUGUUUUCCUGCUGGCGACAAAUGUCAAACGUGGUCUGGUAAAGGAACAGAACAGGACACUAGCCAUGUAGAAUCGUGUGUUCUUGAGGAUGCGAGUAAUGAGACUUCAAAAUGUUCUUUCACUGCAAACCAUAUGGAUGAAUGCAUGUUUGAUUGUAAUAGUUCGGCAUGUGAACAAACUUUGAAGGAUGUGAAUGGUAAAGAUGCUAGCACUACUCUUCUAAAGGAAGAGAUAGAAUCUGCUCUUCAAAGCAUUCAAGGAUUGCAAGCCGAGAUGGCCAAAUUACAUCAUGAGAAAGAAGGUGUCUGGAUGUCUGAAAAACGUCACAAGAAGAGCAUUGAAUCAUUGAUGAAUCAAGUAUUUGUGCUACAAAGUUCUAUAUAUAAUUUUGAAGUGAAUCUUGAGCUAAAAAUUGCUGCUUUGGAUGGCAAACUAAGGGGAGUAGAAGAAAUCGUACAAGAAUCUUUCACUUCCUGGUUCCAUCUUAAACAGUUACUUGAGGCUGAACUUGGUGAUGCCAAGACAGUUGCUGCCCGGAAAUCCAUUGAAGCUUCUUGUGUUCUUGAGAAAUUUGAAGAGGUUCAAGAAACCAUGAAAGAAGCAGACAUAAUGAUAAAUGAGCUGAUGAUAGCUAAUGAAACCUUGAAGCUUAACAUCCAUGAGCUGAAGGAAAAUGAGAACACCUUGAUCAAUGAAAGAGAUUUCCUUACCAUAGAAGUUCAGAACUUGCAGUCCUCCAAUAAUCUGAAAGUUCAGCAUUAUGAGAAAUUUGAGCAGCAGUAUGAAUCAGAUAUUGUGGAUAUGAAGAGCCUGGUAUUGGAACUAGAAGAACUUGUUUCACAGGUCCAAACUACUUCCAUUGAAGACUGCAAGGCUAUAGCAUCAGAUUUCCUAGGCAUGAAUUCCCAACUUUGCGAGUCAACGAGAUUGAUCAGGUCGUCUCUUGAGGAAGUAUGGUCUGAGAUUAUCGUUAAGGAUUUUUCCAUGUCUGUUCUGCAUCUUUGUCACAUGGGAAUUCUCUUAGAAACAUCAAAUGGGCUCAAUGCAGAAAAUGGUCUUCUUCACCGUGGUAUAUUCGAAUCAAAUUCCAAAUUUUCUGAACUCCGGGAGCAUAAUCUUAGAUCACAGAGAGAGCUUGAAAUGUGUAGAAUACUCAAGGGGAAGUUAUUGGCAGAUAUUAAGAAAGGUUUUGAUAGUAUAUCAAGCAAAGUAGACGAAUCUGGGGAGCUCACCAUAAAGCUCGCCUCUUUUGAGAAGAAGAUACGAGAUCUGCAUUUACAAGAAGAGUUAAUGUUGCAACGGUCAAAUCAUAUGGGAUCUGAACUUUCUGUCCUGAUGAAGGAGCUCGAUCUGAGUAACUCGAAUGUAUUAGCAUCUCUUCUGGAUCAAGAAAGACUACUAAAGGAUAAAGACAAACUUCUUGAAUAUCAGGAAGAGAAUUUCAUGAUGGAAUUGUCUGCAAAAGAUUUUGAAUUUUUAAUCAUGUCAUCUGAAUUAAAGCAGCUGGCGCUCCUAAAAGCUGAUGCCGAGAGCGCAGAAAUCAGUUUCUUUGAAGUCCUUGAAAACUUCAAGAAAGGUAUAAUUUUCCAGAGCAUGAAUGCUGCUUCACAUGAGUUGAUAUUGAAGGAGAAGGAAAUUGAGCAGGCUUUCCUGCAAAAAGAAGUUGAAAAAAUAACUCAGAAGCAGCAGAAAUUGUUGUCAGAGCUUGACGAAAGGUUUUUAACAAUUGCCCGGAUGGACACUGUAAACAAAGCUCUUAAGCAAGAUAUUCUGUCAUUAAAAGAAGAAUUGGUGGAAGCAAAGAGAACCCUCUUGCCCCAGGUUCAAAAUCUUGAAUCACAGCAAGCAAAGUUAUUAAAAGACGUUGAGGUGAAGGAAGCAGCUCUUGAAACUUCUUCGAGUAAUAUCUCUGAGCUUUAUCAACAAAAACAGGUAUUGCAAAAUGACAUCUGUUUACUGGAAACUGAAUUGUGCAGGCUUCAGCACGAGGCAGAAUUGAAAGAUGAAGAACUUAAAAAAAUGAGCUGCCUUGAAAAGGAAAAUGAGGCCCUGCAGGAUGAUUUAACAAAGGCAAAGGCAGAGCACUGCGGACUUCUCCAGGAUUUGGAGGAUAAGAAAGCCGAGUUUGAAUCAUAUCUAAAAGGUACUAAUGAUCUUGAUGUAGAAAAUCAUAGAUUGAGAGAAAACAUUUUGUCGUUGCAGAAUCACAUUGUCAAGUUAAAUGAAGAUCUAAACCUUACAAGGAAAGAAUUGGAAACCCUUCAACAUUCUCAAUCUGUAGUCAAAGAUGAGAUGUCUUCAAAAAUUCAGGGUUUGAAUGAAGAGAAUGCUUUCUUGAGAAAUAAACUUGGAGCUCGUGAGAAUAAUGAGAAGGAUGAUAUUCUCAAGGGGCUGUUAUUUGAUUUGAGCUUGCUGCAGGAGUCUGCAUCUAAUAGUAAGGAUCAAAAGGAUGAAAUUGAAGAACUUUUGGCCUCUCUAAGUGCCUUGGAAAAAGAUUUUGAUAAAAAAUCUAGUGAACUUGACCAAGCUGUUGCUGAUGGUCAAAAACUUGAAACUCAACUGCAAGAGAAGGUAGCAAUAAUAUCUGCUCUUGACAUGGAUAUUGUGAAAGAGCGCGAAACUAUAAAUUCAUUAUCCUGCAAAAACGAAGAGUUGGUGGCCAAUUUUAAAGAAGCGUUAGAAGCAAAAAUGUCCAUGGAGAAGAGAUUGAUACAGAGAAGUACCAUAAACGAGAACUUGAGAAUAGAAAUUACUGAAAUGGAGGCUGCUCUUGCUGAAAUGAACAAGGCAUCUGAAUUCUUGAAGAAAAAUUUGGAUACUGUCACCAGUCAGAGGGAUGAUCUUCACAACGAAGUCCUUAAUUUGACUGAAGAGCUUGAGAUGGCACGAGCAGUUGCUGAUGAAAACAGAGCAAUCUCUGUAGAAGCACAAGAGAUUGCAGAAACUAGAAAAAUCCAUGCUGAGGAGAAGGACGAGGAAGUGAAACUAUUAGAGCGGUCCAUUGAGGAGCUAGAAUGUACUGUGGAUGUACUUGAACAAAAGGUUGGCAUUGUCAAAGGAGAAGCUGAACGCCAGCGAUUGGAGAGAGAGGAACUGGAACUGGAACUUCACGCUGUUAAGCAACAAAUGCAAAAUGUCGAAAGCAAUGAUUCUGAUUUAAAAAGACAACUGGAUGAAAAGGAGAAGAACCUUCAAGAAGCUCUUCAACGAGUACAAAUUCUUGAAAGAGAAAUAGCUGCCAUAGAUGGAGAGAUAGCCCAAUGUAAAGAUCAUAUAUCUGAGCUAAAUUUGCAUGCCGAGGCACAGGCUUGUGAAUACAAGCAAAAGUUCAAAUCAUUGGAAGCCAUGUUAGAACAAAUCAAAUCAGAAGUCCCUGCUCAUGGAACUUCAUCAAUCAACAAAUUGGAAAAAAAUUCUUCAAAGUCUAGGGGAGGAGGUUCCCCUUUCAAAUGUAUUGGAUUGGGCUUAGUUCAACAAAUAAAGUCUGACAGAGAUGAGGAGCUUAGUGCAGGAAGACAACGUGUAGAAGAACUUGAAGCCAUAGCUGCAAGCAGACAAAAAGAGAUAUUCUCGCUGAAGGCUAGAUUAGCUGCCACUGAAAGCAUGACCCAUGAUGUAAUUCGGGAUUUACUAGGUGUAAAAUUGAACAUGAACAGUUAUGCGACUUUAAUGGAUAAUCAGCAGCUUCACACAUUAAUUGAGGAGUCUCAACAUCAUAACGUUGAAGCUAAAGUUAAGGAACAGGAAGUAGUUAAACUUAAACAGCAAAUAAACGACUUUCUUAACGAGAAGAAAGGAUGGCUGGAGGAGAUUGAGAGAAAACAGGCUGAAAUGUUGGCUGCACAGGUUACCCUGGAAAAAUUGAGCCAGAAAGAUCAGUUGCUCACAACUGAAAAUGAGAUGUUAAAGGCGGACAACAUUAAUCACAAGAAAAGGGUGAUGGAACUUGAAGCCGAAGUCAAGAAUUUGUCCGGUCAUCAAAAUCUCCAACAACGCAUCCACCACCACACUAAAAUCAAGGAAGAGAACAGCUUAUUGAAGUGUCAAAACGAAGAUCUUAGCAUCAAACUACGAAGAACUGAGGCAUUUCUUUCACGUGUCAAGGAAGAGGUAGCACGCUUCCGUGCAUCAAAUGGACUAAACCCUUAUAUUAACUUUGAUGAGGAGCAACGGCUGGACAAUAAAUUGAAGGAAACUGAAGAGGAGAGGCUGCAAUUAGCACAGAAGUUAAUUGGCUUGUGUACUAACAUACUAAAGGCUGCUGGAAUAAGGAGACCAACAUCUGAGAUAAGUCCAUCUGUAGCUGAGGAAGCACUUGAUCAGCUGAAAAAUCGGGUUCUCUCUCUCGAGAUGGAGCUACAAGAUGUUAAACUGAAGAACAGAAUGUCUGAUGAAAGAAGUAGAUUGUCUGAACUCAGGCAACAAACCUCGCCACUUUUUGCUAGCAGCUUGAGUGAAGGCAGCGGCGAUGCGCAUUGCACAACGACCGUUGCAGCAACGUCGCUCACGCCAAACUGCAGCAGCAAUGUUGACUCGGACUCGGGUCACUCAAUUCAAGCUAUCAGGGAACAGAUAUUCGAGUCAAAUGACACAUCAGCAAACCCUGCACCGAUGAACGAUUUUGUGCAACAUGCAGAGGCUAUGGGGGUUGAGGGAAUGUCCAAAAGCGUUAUGAGUGGGUUCAAACUAGAUCUGGUACUGGUUUAUUCUGAGUUGGCUAACAGUUAUGGAAAUGUGGUUUGCCUCGGUGUCUGCAUUGACUUAGCCCAAUCGUUUACUGUGUCACCUCCGGUGGUGAUGGAGAGAAGAUAA